Molecule: messenger RNA, 1416 nt
Organism: Lachancea dasiensis
Lineage: Eukaryota; Fungi; Ascomycota; Saccharomycetes; Saccharomycetales; Saccharomycetaceae
Source: the annotation of a GenBank genome assembly
AUGAUGGUAACCUCUACACUUUAUAUGGUUCUGCAGGUGGUCAUUGGCGUUGUACUCGCUCAGGCUGAUGCAGCGUCGCUCUCCAAGUCUUGGGAGAACGUGGCAUACCAUAGAACUGUCGACGUCAGCAGAACAUAUACUCAAGAAAGAAUUGACUUGCAUAUCAAAAAUAUUGACAAUAAGGCUAUCGAAGAGUACUACUUUGUACUUCCUGAAGGUAUUUUUGAGAAUAUUGCUUUGUUUUCGGCCCAGCUAAAACGGGCAGAUGCUUUCUUGGAAAGCGCCAUUAUUCCUCAACAAACGUUCGUAGCGAAUGGAGAACACGUCAAGGUUGCUGUCGUGAAAAUGCCAACAUCUGUUGAACCUGGAAGCAGUACUGAUAUUGCGAUUACAUUAGUUUACGGCUCACACCGUCAACCGUAUUCGGGUAGCGUUGAAAUGGGAGAAAGACAGCUGCUUCACCUCAGCACUAAUACAUACCCACUUUCUGCUUAUAACACCCAGCAAUAUACGAUGAGUCUUGAAGGAAGCCCAAGCAUUGAAGUGGUCAGCAAUAGCAGCGAUGAUAAUUUUUCAUGUCGGAAAGAAGGAAGCAGAUUAGAUUGCGAGAGUCAUAAAGCUAUCGGACCAUAUCAAAAAACAGCACCACUUAAAAUUGUUUUUGAACGUAAUCUCCCCUCUUCAAGGGUUUCUUUUCUAGCAAGAGAAGUAUGGGUCUCUCACUGGGCAUCAACUAUGCAAUUUGAAGAGUCAUAUGACUUAGUUAACGACGCUGCUCCUCUAAAGGGCGGCUUCUCAAGAGCUGAAUACAUGAAAGGACAGCAUGCAAUGAAGCAACACGGGCACCUGACAGCACUGGAGAUGGUUUUGCCUUCUGAUUCCGAAGAGCACUAUUUCACAGAUCUGGUCGGCGCAGUGUCUACUUUCAGGGUUUUGCAAGACCAUAUUUUCCUCAAACCGAGAUUCCCUAUCUUUGGUGGGUGGAAGUACAACUUUACUAUUGGCUGGACUAAUGGACUAUCUCAAUUUUUACAUAUUGAGGAUGUCGAUACUGAAUCUUUUGUGUUAUCCGUGCCCAUCCUCAAUGGUCCUGCCGACACGUAUUACUCAAAGAUGAACUUAUCUGUGUAUUUACCAGAAGGUUCUGAAGUCCUGGACGUUUGGUGUCCUCUACCUGUUGUGUCAACUGAAGUGACCGCUUCGAAAUCUUAUUUUGACCUCAAUAAUGGGCACACCAAGGUCACAUUCGAGCUAAACAAUAUGGUGGACACUGUCUCAACGAGCAAAGUAUUUGUUAGAUACAAGUUUUCGACUUUUUCAUUCUACAGGAAACCAAUCUCUAUCGCGGCGUCUAUUUUCAUUUCAUUAAUGGCGUUCUUUUUCCUUAAGCAGAUCACAUUUACAAUAGAAAAUUGA